ACAACCAGUCCUGCCAUUCCACGGCUGCCAUCCGACGUUGCAGACGAUUUCUCCAGCCCUGGCUCGCAAACUACCAGCGCAGCCUCUGCAAUCUUCCACGUCCAUUCUAUCCCUCCCGAGAUACUCACCUGCAUCUUCCUCUGGCUCAUCACUCUCAACCCUGUU
Molecule: messenger RNA, 165 nt
Organism: Heterobasidion irregulare TC 32-1
Lineage: Eukaryota; Fungi; Basidiomycota; Agaricomycetes; Russulales; Bondarzewiaceae
Exons: 1
Source: RefSeq, a predicted model, not a curated record